Messenger RNA from Mycena citricolor, 2229 nucleotides. The record is from the annotation of a GenBank genome assembly. NCBI's taxonomy places the organism in Eukaryota, Fungi, Basidiomycota, Agaricomycetes, Agaricales, Mycenaceae.
CUGCGUGUGGCGGGGAGGAUGAGGGAGUCCCAUGGGACAGCCUAUGCCUCGAGAUGGGGUGUCCCAGUCGAAUUCGUUGCUGCUCAGAUCAGCCCACUGUUUUCUACCUGUCUUCUCCAGACGAAUCGACACUGGUGUCUCAUUCUGCGCGCGGUCGAACUUGACAUUACGCUUCGCGUUCAACUGACCUCUUAGGAAGAACCUGUCAACGAAGCCCUUGUCCGGGAAUGUACCGCCUGAGUGGCCCAGUGACCUGAUGCACUCCGCCCGGGCAUCGAGGCAGGAGCGCGCGUCCUGCUGGAUGGGAAUGCAUCGAGAGCCGGAACGCCGUUCAGCAUUCCUCGAGAUACAGCCGACAAAUCACCUUGGCAUGCAUGUUUUACCAUUCACUGCGUCGUCCGAGUGGGUCCGAGCACUAUAAAACAUUGGGAGAGAGGAUGGGCACGGCAGCUUCCAAGUCUUCAAAGUUGCAAUGUUCCCUACCACUGCUCUCUUCGCUCUCUGUCUCGCUGCUGUGUCUCAGGCGCAGCAGAUCGGCACUCUGCAAUCGGAAGUACACCCGACUCUCACCACUCAGCAGUGCACAGCGGGCGGAAGCUGCACUACGACGCAGAACGCGAUCGUCCUCGACUCUAACUGGCGCUGGACUCACUCUACGUCGUCAGCCACCAACUGCUACACCGGCAACACCUGGAACGCCGCUCUAUGCCCCGACGCCACGACUUGCGCGCAGAACUGUGCUCUCGACGGCGCCAACUACCAGAGCACGUACGGGAUCACGACCACCGGCAAUGCCGUGACGCUCAAGUUCCUGACUGGCUCGAACGUCGGUAGCCGAGUGUACCUGAUGGCGGACAACACCCACUACGAGAUGUUCCAGCUGCUGAACCAGGAGUUCACAUUCACCGUCGAUGUGUCCCAGCUGGGAUGUGGUCUCAACGGCGCGCUGUACUUGACCGAGAUGGAUGCCGACGGUGGCAUAUCUCGAUUCCCGAACAACAAGGCCGGUGCCCAGUACGGAACCGGCUACUGUGACGCACAGUGCCCUCAAGAUCUCAAGUUCAUCAACGGAUUGGCCAACUCUGCCAACUGGACGCCCUCCACGAACGACCCCAACUCGGGUACUGGCACGAUGGGAACCUGCUGCAACGAAAUGGACAUCUGGGAGUCCAACAAGUUCGACGCGGCGUUCACGCCUCACCCUUGCUCUGCCGUUGGGCAGACGAUGUGCACUGGCACCGACUGCGGUGACGGCAGCGAUCGCUACAACGGUCUGUGCGACAAGGAUGGUUGUGACUUCAACAACUUCCGCUGGGGCGAUAGCAGCUUCUUCGGACCCGGUCUCACCAUCGACACGACUCAGCCAGUCACGGUCGUCACCCAGUUCCUGACCAACGACAACACCACGACUGGGACGCUGUCCGAGAUCCGCCGUCUCUACGUGCAGGGCGGCAAGGUCAUCCAGAACUCUCCGGCCAAGACUCCUGGCCUUACUCAGUUCAACUCGGUCACCGACGCGUUCUGCAACGCACAGAAGAACAUCACCGGAGAUACCAACAGCUUCGAGGCCCGCGGUGGUCUUGGAACAAUGAGUGCUUCGCUGAAGCGCGGCAUGGUUUUGGCGCUCUCAGUCUGGGACGAUGACGCCGUUGGAAUGCUCUGGCUCGAUGGACAGCAAUACCCGUCGACGAAGAGCGCCUCGGCCCCCGGUGUUGCGCGUGGACCCUGCUCGGCGACCUCUGGGGAUCCCAAGACCGUUCAGGCCCAGCAGCCCAAUGCCCAAGUCACCUUCUCGGACAUCAAGACCGGCCCGAUCGGCUCUACCUUCAGCGGCACGACCACCGGCGGCGGCUCGGGAACGACCACCUCGGCUACGACACACUCGACCACCACUGUCUCUUCGGCGACCACGAGCUCUGGUUCCAGCUCUACUGGCGGAACGAUCCCCAAGUUCGGACAGUGCGGUGGCCAAGGCUGGACUGGCUCGGGAACCUGUGCGGCUGGAAGCACCUGUGUGUUCAGCAACCCAUUCUACUCUCAGUGCCUGUAAACGAUUGAGGCACGUGAAAUGAUUCAAUAGCUCUCUGUACAGUACGCGCACCCUGCUGUGUCAUACAAUUUGAAUAAACGGGACCGCUACAAUUCUCUUCACGCCGUAUAUCGAGAUCUUGCUGGAGCGAAUACACAAGGUCAGUGCCUACUUGCGGGAACGGAGGUCGAACCUGGACU